Molecule: messenger RNA, 1119 nt
Organism: Belonocnema kinseyi
Lineage: Eukaryota; Metazoa; Arthropoda; Insecta; Hymenoptera; Cynipidae
Product: trans-1,2-dihydrobenzene-1,2-diol dehydrogenase-like
Exons: 5
Coding region: 61-1056 (331 amino acids)
Molecular function (GO): nucleotide binding
Source: RefSeq, a predicted model, not a curated record
CCGCGGGCUUCCUCUUACUGGUCACGAGACAUACUGCGUUGUAUAUUCAAUUAGCAGCAGAUGGCAACUCGAUGGGGUUUUGCCGGUGCCGGCCAGAUUACUCAUGAUUUUAUAACUGCAUUGGCAACUUUGCCAAAAUCUGAGCAUCGACUCUUCGCAGUUGCAGCACAAGAUUUGUCGAGAGCGGAGAAAUUUGCAAAACUUCAUGAAGUGGAAAAAGCUUAUGGAAGCUACAAGGAACUGUCACAAGACAAAGAUAUUGAUGUUGUCUAUGUGGGAACAAUACAGACCACGCACUUCGACGUUGUAAAAUUGGUCUUAAACGCAGGAAAGAAUGUUUUAUGCGAAAAGCCGAUGGCUUUAAAUUUAAAACAAACUACAGAAUUAAUUGCUUUGGCGAAAAGUAAGGGACUUUUUUUGAUGGAAGCAGUUUGGAGUCGUUGCUUUCCAAUUUAUGAGGAAAUUAAGAAGGAAAUCGAUUCUGGUUGUAUCGGUGAAGUGAAACAAAUAAUUUGUUCCUUCGGUUUCAGAAUGCCCCACAUUCAAAGACUUUGUAAAAAGGAAAUGGGCGGAGGUACGAUUCUUGAUUUAGGAGUUUAUACUCUUCAACUUCCUACCUUCAUAUUCAAUGGAGAGAAACCAGAGAGUGUUAAAGCCCUGGGUUAUUUGAACGAAGAUGGUGUCGAUCUUUCUAUGUCGGCGACAUUAAAAUUUAAAGGAGAUCGAAUGGCGACUAUUUUGACUAGCGGCUUGGUGAAUUUACCCAAUGAGGCUUUUAUUGUUGGUACCGAAGGGACGAUUAAAAUUCCAAAUUUCUGGUGUCCCACGAGGGCAGAAUUGCCUAAUCGUGUGAUAGAAAUUACUCUGCCGACAGGAAAACAUGAAUUUAAUUUUCCUAAUAGUGGCGGAUUAAGUUUUGAAGCCGCUGAAGUCCGUUCCUGUCUUUUGAAAGGAUUGAAGGAGAGCCCAAAAAUUUCGCAUGCAGACUCUUUGCUAUUGGCCGAAUUAGAGGACGAAUUGCGAAAACAAAUUGGCGUUGUUUAUGAUGCAGAUUAAAUACUAAAUAAUAAAAAAUAAACUACUUUUUCUGAAUUUUGAGAGGAGUUCAUGAUUAAUAAA